CUAAAAACUGAUAAACAUUAUUCAGAAUGAAUUUCGCUUUCUCCAUAUUUUAACGAACGAAUGGAACGUUCGAUCAGCUGAUCUAUGAUGAUGAUUGAGCAGGGAAGAUAAAAAAACAAUAAACUCAUUUGAAUUUCGUAAAUCUCACCAUUUUCUCUGAUUAAAUUUAUUAAAAUGACCAAAUCAAAAGAAACCAAAUCUACCAAAUCAUUUGGUUAUUUUCUUGAGAAAGCCAAAAAAAUAAUCGAAGAGAAAGAUUAUCCCCUUGCAAAAUCCUAUUUAAUGGUAGCUGGAGCAAUGGAUAAAGAUAAUUUCCUUAUCAAGAUAGAACUGUAUAGAAUGGCCAAACUUGAAAAUGAUUAUGAUAAUGCAUACAAAAAUUUUACCGAUUUGUUCUAUGAUAACAAAUCAUGGAACAAAUUAACUGAUGACUCAAAACGUCACAAUCUAGAAAAAAUGAAUGGUUUGAAAGAUUUUUUUAUUGAAGAAAUGAAAUGCAUUCUAUUUUCGAUAAGUGAUCAAUGGAGACAUUGUUUGAAAAGACAAGAUUUUGAGAUUUUAUUCAAUGUCGAUAUGCGUGAUACAAAAUUUUAUUACCAACUUUGGAAAAAGUUUCAAGUGGAACAUCGAAUCAAUUUUAUAACUAAAUUUUGUUCGUUUUACAUGGAUAAAAUUGAACAAUUGAUCGAUCUAUAUGUUUUUAUUCUCAUACAUUAUCAUCAUGAAAAUGUUAUACAAGCAGCAAUCGCAUUGAUAAAAAUUAUAGAAAAAUUUUCCCAAGAUUUUGAGCCAAACAUUCAAGAAUAUCUUCGUGAAAAGUACAUUUUUCAUGUGAUGCCUGUUUUGUUUUCAUCCCAAUAUUAUUACAAAACAUUUGAUGAGACCGUAUUGGAAAAACAUUUUCUAUUAGGACUUAAAUAUUAUAUUGAAGAUUUUCUUGACGAUAGCAAAGAAAAUAUUCAUAAGAAACGACCGUUGCUUGAAAAGAAACUUAUUGAACUGGUUACCUUGAUUGGUGACUACAAAAAAUGGAAAGUUUUUAGUCACGAAAACCCAUUGGAGUUAUCGCAAAUCGAAUCUAAUUUAGACACAUUAUCUACAUAUACUCACAAAUGCUUCUGUCGCGACAAUGAAGUGCUCGACUUAAGUUUGAAGCUGGAUUCUUCAGAUUAUCGAAAAAUCGGUUUCUAUUCAAUUGUUUUGUUUACAAUCCUUUUCUGUCGAUCAAUGUCCAAGAUUGGGGAUCGCAUCAUUUGUGAAAAACUUUCCGGGUAUUCUGAUGGAAAAGCUAUAGCCCAUUUGAAUCUAAAAAAACGAAAACUAAUGAACUAUGCCCCUUGUUUAAUUGCUUCAGAUAAGGAUCUGAUCACCGAUGUUCAAUUGUUGCUGAAAUUUAAUGUUUCUAUAGAUUUCAUUAAACAAGAAUUCAAUGCUUACAUUGCUCAAAUCGGUCUCAACAAAAAUUAUCGAUUUCUUCAAUACAAAAUUUGUCAUGCAUUACAUGAAGCCGAUUAUCAUAAUGCAAUGCAAAUUUUGAAAAAUUUUGAAUAUAGAGAUAUUGUGAACAAUAAUUUUUCCAAUCUUUUAUAUUGGCUUCAAUAUUAUAUACAAUAUCUUACGCUAAGCAUAAAACUCAAUCAAUCAAAAGAUGCUGCUGUAUUUAUCAUCAAAAUUAUUGAUCUUUUAUGCUCAUCAGUUUCAAGUGAUUCGGGUGAUUCCAACAUCACUUUUGGUUACCAGUUGACAAAGAGUCUAAUGAGCAAAAAUGCAAACGAAAAAUCUGAAAUUAAUUAUUGUAACAUUAAACUGGCUAAUGAAUAUCAUAAUUCCAGACAGAUGAUUUUUCUAUGUCCAACUUUAGAAAAUGUCAUAGGAUUAUUGAUUGAUGCAACUAUUAUAUUAUUAUCAUCUUUAAUCACGGAUUUUACUAUCGGUCAUAUAAUGGUGUUAUCACAAUAUCAAUGGCCGUAUUUUUAUCCGGCUUUCAUCAAAACAAUGAUGAUCAUACGAACUAAAACUACUACUUUUACACAGCAGCAGCCACCAUCGACACCUAUUAAGCCAACUUUUAUUUAUCCAUUAUUUUCAUCCUAUAUAUUUGAAUCCGAUAUUAUAGAAGAAUUUCAGGCAUUAGUCAAUGAUCAAGAAUAUAAUUUUCAAUUGGAACCGAUGAUUACUGUAUUUAAAAAUAAUCAAGAAAUUUCAGAUUUAUUAUUGAAUAUGAUGAAACAAACGUCCAAUUCAAAUCCACAGAUUGAUUUAUUUGUUACAUUUUUGGUCAAAGAAAUCAAACCAUUUUUAGCUGGACAUCUUGUAAAUCAAUAAUUAAUAAAUAA
Molecule: messenger RNA, 2336 nt
Organism: Dermatophagoides pteronyssinus (European house dust mite)
Lineage: Eukaryota; Metazoa; Arthropoda; Arachnida; Sarcoptiformes; Pyroglyphidae
Source: RefSeq, a predicted model, not a curated record